AUGCUUGGCUGGUCGGGCUUGCGGCGCUGUGCUACAUAUCGCAGUGGCAAUCGGUUCAUAGCCGAAAAGCUGUACAAAGCCGUCUACUCGCAGCAUUUCACUAGACUUGUCACGCGAACUCCAAUACUUUCCCCAGGCGUGUCAUCCAGUUCUCCACUGGAAAUCGCCUGCCAUUACCGACAUUCCAACGGACAUCUUCCCAGCCUCGCCGGGGCCAGAAUCAAUGGCGAACCGACACCGACAAAGUGCCGGGACAGCAUUCAACCGGAUGGUAGAGAAGGGGAGAGGGGGAAGAACGCUUGCUCGGCCCGCCCGAUUUUCGGGAUGUGGAGACGGGAUUUACAACCCCGCGCUCCUCCGGAAUACAUCAAUAUAAGAUAUCAAGAGUCAGGGCCUUACACAUCAACUCAGACCUGCAUCUUCAAGCUCAUUUCCUCCCAUAGAGAUUCUUACAUGCCCCCCCUUUCUAGGUUUCUGAACCUCUUCAAAAGGAUAGCACUUCUUCAGCCAACGACAAAACCCGUCGCCUCCAGACGCAAAAUGCGCAUCCCUUACGUCCCCAACCCGCCACCGACCUCUACCCCCGAGGAGGCCGCUAUCGUCUCCCGGAUCCAGGCCCGUCGCAACCCGCGGCCAUUGCAACCUCUAGACCUGGCCUUGCUCCACGCCCCGCCCGUUGCUGAUGGCUGGAACUCCUUCCUUGGGGCUAUUCGCACGCAGACCACCAUCCCUGCCGACCUACGCGAGCUCGCCAUCUCGCGCGUCGCCGUUGUCAACCGGGCCUGGUAUGAGUGGGGUCACCACGCGCCGCUGGCCGUCGCCGCCGGUGUCUCGGCAGAUGCCAUGGACGCGGUCAAGGCCGAGUCGCCGCUAGAGCUCGACGCCCGACCGGCCCUGUAUCUAAACGAGAAGCAGUGGGCCGUGCUGGUGUACACGGACGAAAUGACGAGGAAUGUCAGGGUCAAGGAUGAGACCUUUGAAAAGCUGAAGGCCUUAUUUAGCGAGCGGGAGGUUGUAGAAAUUACAACGACGGUUGCAUGCUACAACUGCGUGAGCCGGUUCUUGGUGGCCCUAGAUGUUGGCGAGAGGAACAGUACUGGUCCCGACGAUGUCUCACUUACUGGCCAUUGA
Molecule: messenger RNA, 1131 nt
Organism: Colletotrichum higginsianum IMI 349063
Lineage: Eukaryota; Fungi; Ascomycota; Sordariomycetes; Glomerellales; Glomerellaceae
Product: Carboxymuconolactone decarboxylase
Exons: 3
Coding region: 1-1131 (376 amino acids)
Molecular function (GO): peroxiredoxin activity
Source: RefSeq, a predicted model, not a curated record